This is a messenger RNA of Parus major (Great Tit), 7798 nucleotides long. RefSeq names its product zinc finger protein 711 (gene ZNF711). Gene Ontology annotation, biological process: regulation of transcription by RNA polymerase II. Gene Ontology annotation, molecular function: metal ion binding; DNA-binding transcription factor activity, RNA polymerase II-specific; chromatin insulator sequence binding. Bases 97 to 2520 code for a protein of 807 amino acids. The transcript has 12 exons. The record is from RefSeq and is a predicted model, not a curated record. Gene Ontology annotation, cellular component: chromosome; nucleus. NCBI's taxonomy places the organism in Eukaryota, Metazoa, Chordata, Aves, Passeriformes, Paridae.
AUCAAUCCAGUAAAGUUGAUCAACACAAGAACACUGUUAACCAUAAAUUCUCAUUUUUGCUUUAUUGCAGUUAUUUGUGAAUGAAUUUGGCCGAAUAUGGAUCCAGGUGGCGGAAGUCUUGGAUUGCAAACACAGGAAUCCAAAAUGCCUCACACUAUGAUCAUGCAAGAUUUUGUGGCUGGAAUGGCUGGCACUGCUCACAUCGAUGGAGACCACAUUGUUGUGUCAGUCCCCGAAGCUGUCCUGGUUUCUGACGUGGUGACGGACGAUGGGAUAACCCUUGAUCAUGGCUUGGCAGCUGAGGUGGUGCAGGGGCCCGACAUCAUCACGGAGACGGACGUUGUCACCGAGGGCGUCAUCGUUCCCGACUCUGUGUUGGAGGCUGAUGUUGCCAUCGAGGAGGCUUUGGACACCAGCGACCACGUUUUGACUUCUGACCUGAUCACAGAAACCGUGCGCGUUCCCGACCAGGUGUUUGUGGCAGACCUUGUCACGGGCCCUGAGGGACACCUGGAGCACGUGGUGCAAGACUCCGUGGCCGGCGCCGACUCGCCCACCAUGGUCUCGGAAGAGGUGCUGGUGACCAACUCGGAUUCGGAAGCUGUCAUCCAGGCAGCUGGGACUGUCCCUGGCUCCACGGUCACCAUCAAAACCGAGGAUGACGAUGAUGGCAAGAGCACGUCUGAAGACUACCUGAUGAUAUCUUUGGAUGAUGUUGGGGAGAAAUUGGACCAUAUAGGAAGCACUCCCUUGAAGAUCAGCACCGAGGUGGCAAAUGAUGAUGUUGCUAAAGAUGAUGGCUUUGGUUCAGAAGUUAUCAAAGUCUACAUAUUUAAAGCUGAAGCUGAAGAUGAUGUUGAAAUAGGUGGGACAGAAAUUGUCACUGAGAGUGACUUUCACAAUGGCCAUUCUGUAGCUGGAGUCAUUGAACAAGGAGGUGUUGGGAGAAUGCAGCGAGAAAAAAUGGUUUACAUGGCUGUUAAGGACUCUUCUCAGGAAGAUGAAGAUAUUAGCUGUGCUGAAAUAGCAGAUGAAGUUUAUAUGGAAGUUAUUGUAGGGGAAGAAGAAGCCACAUCCCUUCCAGACACCCAGCUUGAGGACUCUGGCGUGAAUAAAACAUUUGUCCCCGUUGCUUGGGCUGCUGCUUACGGAGAUGAAAGAAGACUUCCCCGAAGAUACGAAGAUGGUCAAGCGGCAGGAAAUAACUUGGAUACACGAUUAGAAAACAAAAACGGUAAUGCAACACAGUACCUGCAGAUUUGUGAUAGCAUUAGCACUAAUAGAGUGCUCAAACAAAAAACCAAGAAAAGGAGGAGAGGAGAGGCCAGGCAAUGGCAAACAGCUGUUAUAAUAGGUCCUGAUGGACAGCCCUUAACAGUUUACCCUUGUCAUAUUUGUGGGAAAAAAUUUAAAUCCAGAGGAUUCUUGAAAAGGCAUAUGAAGAACCAUCCCGAUCAUAUGAUCAAGAAGAAAUACCAGUGUACAGACUGUGACUUUACAACUAACAAAAAAGUAAGUUUCCACAAUCAUCUGGAAAGCCAUAAACUUAUAAAUAAAGUUGAUAAAACGCACGAGUUUACAGAGUACACGAGAAGAUACAGAGAGGCGAGUCCGUUGAGUUCCAACAAACUCAUCCUGAGGGACAAGGAGCCCAAGCUCCACAAGUGCAAAUAUUGUGACUAUGAGACUGCAGAGCAGGGGCUGCUCAACAGGCACCUGCUGGCAGUCCAUAGCAAGAACUUCCCUCAUGUGUGCGUGGAGUGCGGGAAGGGCUUCCGCCACCCCUCGGAGCUGAAAAAGCACAUGAGGACCCACACGGGGGAAAAGCCAUACCAGUGUCAGCACUGCGUGUUCAGGUGUGCUGACCAGUCCAACCUGAAAACUCACAUCAAAACCAAACACGGCACCGACCUGCCCUUUAAAUGUGAGCACUGUCCCCAGGCCUUCGCCGACGAGAAGGAGCUGCAGCAGCACACCGAGCUCUUCCAAGGGCAUAAGACUCACCAGUGUCCCCACUGUGACCACAAGAGCACCAACUCCAGUGACCUGAAGCGACACAUCAUUUCAGUGCACACCAAGGAUUUUCCCCACAAGUGUGAGGUGUGUGAGAAAGGCUUCCACCGGCCCUCGGAGCUCAAAAAGCAUAGCGAGACCCACAAAGGGAAAAAGAUCCACCAGUGUAGGCACUGUGACUUCAAAACCUCGGAUCCCUUUGUGCUCAGUGGGCACAUCCUCUCCGUUCACACCAAGGACCUGCCUUUUAAAUGCAAAAGGUGUAAAAGGGGCUUCAGGCAGCAGAACGAACUGAAGAAGCACAUGAAGACCCACAGUGGCAGGAAGGUGUACCAGUGCCAGUACUGUGAGUACAGCACCACGGACGCGUCGGGCUUUAAGCGCCACGUCAUCUCCAUCCACACCAAAGACUACCCCCACAGGUGUGAGUACUGCAAAAAGGGCUUCCGCAGGCCCUCCGAGAAAAAUCAGCACAUAAUGAGGCACCACAAAGAGGCCAUAAUGUGAUAGGUGAGCUCCAGAGGAAGCGAUGUAGAAACUGUGAUAUGCUAAUUGGGGAAAAAAAUAAAUCUCACGAACUGUUUCUCCUGGUUUCAAAGCUUGAUAUUAAACCAUAACUUUACAUUCUUUGUAUUAAAAGUCUUAAAAAGUAUUAGGGUUGGCAGGGGAUCUCAUAGCCCUAUGAUUGUUGCUGAUCAGAACCUAAAGAGCACUAGAGAAUGCAGAGGAUGGAUGAAUGUUUUAAAUUUGCAGAAAGAUGGAUGAAUGUCUCCAAGUGAACAGUAUUUGCCAUUGCUGAGUCUAGAGGACAGGGCAGAGCUGAUUGUGUGACCCAUUCUGUCAGUCCCAACGUGUCUCCAGUAUGGAAACAGAUCCCUGGUGGGGUGAGCUACAGAGGGUUUGCAAAGGAGCCCCCUCUUCACUUCUUGUGCAGUUUGGAACGGGGAGUUUUAGUCAGACACUUCAUCACAACGUUUUCAAUUGUGCCUAGAAUUUGAAUUCCAGAGCUGGCAAAAUUUGGGGGGGUGGUGAGGGGGGUGUCCCUUGUUUGGUUUGGGGUGUUUUUUUUCAAACAUUUCAUAGGGAAACUUUUUGGUUUCCUUUAUUAGUUUAGGUCCAAGAAGCAUUUUUUUACUGGUUUUCAAAGCUGCUAACCUAUUUUAUUGCAGGAUAUGAUGUUUAAAAUAGAGCAUUAUGUUAUGGUCUCAGAGGUGGUGUUCUGGUGCUAGGGUUAAAGAUGUAUAUGUGUAUAAUUUCCCUUUUUUUAUCUGAAACUACAGUUGAAUGUUGUUCAGUAUGGCACAUAUAACAAAAUUAACUUUGAAUUAGACUUUUUUUUUUUUUAAGGAUGAAAAUGGAUGCAGCUCAUAGUGUUGUGACUCAACACUAAUUUUUUUCAUUGCUACUUUAAAGUCUUCUCUAAAAAGAAUAUUAAAAGCAGUUGAAAACUGUAGGGGUUUUUUAAUUAAAAUUCAAAGUACUUAGAGGUUCUUUAGGGCAGUGUUCUUAACAGGUAUGGCAGUUACUGUCCUACCUCCUAAUAGGAAAUUUUCCAUAUAGACAUAAAAAUGCACCUUUUAAUCGAUUCUUUUAAAAAAAGAUCUAUACCAUGCUAUAAACAUGCAUUUUCAAUCUGUAAGAAAGUAUAUAUGCAGUAUUUAACCAGAAAAAUCUGCUGCCACUAGAGUUUGGAGGUGGAUCUUGAGUUUACAGUGUAUACAUUUAAAAUAUGCAUCCCUUUAAAAAUGCUUUGUGUUAGCAUGCUGCAAAUCCAAUGGCGCUUAUAUAAUGAGCUGGUCUAGGGCUAUUUAAUGAAAAACCUGGUCAUAAAUGUUAUGCAUAUAAUGUGUAUUUUUUACUUUUUUUAGUUGCUUCAUGUUUGCACACAGCUGUUCACAUGAGAAAUUGUAACUUCAUGCUAUAUUGUGGCUUUGUGUUCCAGAUAAUGUUCAUAUUUUGUUUUUGCACCAGAUGAGAAUCAGUUCCUUGAGAAUAAAUUUUUUUUAUAUUUCUAAACUUCAGAAAGUUAAAAUUUGGGAAAUCUCUUAGACAAAUAAGUGUUUUAUGUGGCUGUAAAAAAUGAUGUACACGCUGUAAAAUAAGAUUGUCACUGUUCUGUGGGAUUAUUAUUUCUAAAUGUGUUACUCAUCGUAACGGGCAUACAAUAAAACGCAUCUCUUGCACUCCAGAUUUUUUGGAGUUUCCUUUUCAUUUAUGGUGUUUAGGAAAGUCCCAUUCUCUGUAAAUUUGCCUGAUAAUUUUAAUUGCAUUAUUCACUAAUUAAUAUGUAAUCACUUUUCAAGUAAACAGGUUUCUGCAGGGCUAUUUAUCAGACUGUUGAGGAGAGAACAUUGGGUUUGAUUUAACCCUUUAGACUUACAGGUAAUGUAUUUGUGUUUUGUUUUGCUUAUUUCUAAAAUAAUUAUCAAAUGUGAUACUGACAUUCCUUUGAAUUUUUUUUUUACCUUUAAGAGAACAAAAAAACUUCUCACAUAUUUUGGGAAAAACCAGGUAGGUUUUUGUCUUUAUCUGUGCAAUAGAUAGAGCUUGCAGAAUGGAAUUCUAAAAAUGCUGCUAUCCUAAAUUCCCUCUCUUUUUAGAAUACUUGAAUUACAACAUCAGUGGCAGAUUAAAAAGCUGAAGAAGAACAUGUGCUAUUAAAUGAACCCUUCAUCGAGGAUUUUCAACGGGCUUUGAGCCACUGAACUUGUAGAUUUUGCACAAAGAGCAGAAAUUAAGCAGACAGGAAUGAAUUCAUCUGGGUUUUGUUGCUGCUUUUCCUUCCAUGCCCAGCAAUCAGGAAGGAAAAAAUCUUAGUGAUUUAAAGCUGUGGAUUUCUGACAAUGUCAGUGCUUUGUUCCUGAGUGUUAUGUUGAAUACACGGACCCAAGGAGUUUCUUCAUUGCCUGAAGAUGAUCCCUGACUGCCCAUGGCUGUGCUGGCUCCACUUUCCCCCCUACACAUGGACCAAAGCAUCAGGUUUCAACUGCCCACAAUUAAAGGUAAUAAACUGGAGAGUAAACACGGAAGAGCUGCAGCAGAACUCUGGAGGUAAAGCUUUGUCCGAGCUGUGGGAAACACCUGGCCCUGGUGGGAGCACAAGGAGCACCUGCACCCAGACACCUGCACAGAUUGCCUCAGGACUGGCUGAAGAACAGGAGCUAGUCAAGAACAGCUGAAGUCCACAGAAGGAUAGCAUCCCACUCUUCCGAGGGAAAAGUUUCAAACUACCACCAGUGUCUUUGAGUAAAGUGACUGCACAAUCAGAAGACACCCAAGAAGUGCCUGUGGUGGAUGUGUGCUGCUGUAACUGCAGGAGCAGCUGUCCCUGCACACAGCCAGUGGCAGCAGAGCCCCUUACCCUGAGGCUGCGGAUCUCCCUGUCCUUGUCCUCCCUCAGGUUGUUGAUCAUCUCCACGUAGCGGCUGGAGAGCUCGUCCGUCGUGGUCUGCAGGGUUGGGCUGGAGCAGCUCUGCAGCAAAGAACCCAUUUGUAGUUUACAAUGAGAGUGUAAAUCAUUAGUUUUCCUACACUGAUCCCUCUGAGUCUGGGACUCAGCUACUGCAGCCAGCCAGGUGAGCUCUCACCUGCAGCUUGAGGCUCUGGAUCUCCUGCUCCAGGGCCCUCUUGCUGUACUCCAGCUCCUUCAGCUGGCAGUCCUUGUCACCCUCGCUGAGCCGCAGGGACAGGAGCUGUUCCUCCAGGGAGCGGCAUCUGGCAGUGCUGUCCCUGAGCCCUUGCUGGAAAGCACAGGGGGAAUGAGCACAUGGAAUUUCUCAGGGGAGGAACAGCAUCACACACGCAGCAGGGAGCAGUUCUCAGAAUACCCAAAAGUCAGCAAACUGCCCCCAUUUUGGCUGCCUGGAAUGACACUGAAAAUGUUUCUUGAUUCACCUGCUGCUGACGAUUGUUCUCCCUCAGAGAAGCCAGCAUUGUUUCAUAUUCUUUGACUUGAGAAUCCUUAAAAGCCAAAUCCUUCUUCAGCAAGACAUUGUCAGUUUCCAGCUUCUGCAGGACAAAAGUCAAAAAUUGUCAGUCAAAAGCUGCAAUUUUUCAGCAAACUCUUCCCAUAAAGUACAACACAGUCAUUAAUAAAGGGAUGUUUUAGAACUGAGAGAAUGCUCAACUUUCAUGAAAGUUUGGGGUUUAGGUACACAGCACACACUCUAGGGCCUGUGGCUUUGUGCUGGGUGGUGAACACUGGAAUCCUGGACACUGCUUCCAGUCUGUUCAAAUAGAAGCCAACAAAAACAAACAACCAAAUAAAAACUACCCCAAAACUAAGCCCAUUGCACAGAUUCCUUGUUCUGUUCUCAAGUUCCAACUCCUCCCUCAACUUUGCAUGUUCCAGGACAAUGCUGUGACAUUCCCAGCGCUGCUGAGCACUUGGGCUGGUGUGGGAAACAUUGCUGCUUCCCCAACAGGAAUGGUCUGCUGCCUGCAGACCCACAGGGCUGGGACGGCUGAAGGCCAGAGAACCUCUGGAGCUGCCAAAGCCACCGUGUCCAUCCAGCCCUGAGAACCUCUGGAGCUGCCAAAGCCACCGUGUCCAUCCAGCCCUGAGAACCUCUGGAGCUGCCAAAGCCACCGUGUCCAUCCAGCCCCCCUGAGGCACUGACAGAGCAGCCACUGCCACCAGCACAGCUCCAGCCUGGAAUGGUAGCCCUGAGUCCAGCUGCCAGGAGCUGGAUGAGCCAUGGGCAGUGAAGAACAGGACUCACCCCCAGGUCAUCCUGUAAAUGGCAGAGCUCCUCACGCAGAUUCUUGAACGUGGAAAGCACAAGUCUCAGGGAUUUGUCUGAUGUCGCUCUCAUCUGGGAGGGGAGAAAUGAAAAGGAUAAUUGGGAUUAAUUAGGCAGCUUUGUUUACAAUAUUCCUGACAAGAGGUAGAACAGAAACUGCUUUACAGCUGACAGUAACUUCUAAAACCAUUGCACAUCCUUUGAAGUGCCCACAGUUUCUACAGGAAACAUUUUCAUUGCACUUUGUUCUGCAAAUGCCAGUGUUCAAUUUCUGCCUUGUAAUUCAGGACAAUGUUGUUAAAAGUGAAAGGAACAACAGGGUAAGGAACUGCCUUUGUACACCAAUAAAGGGAAAAAUAAAUGUGUUAAUAUUGUACAAUUAUUAUUUGAGCUUUCAAUGUUUUGUGCUUACACUGAUUUUUGAAAAUUACUGCCCUGCUUGAAAAGGCACAGAGGAAUGAGCCAUGUUUGAGAUCUGGCAAAGCUUUGGCUCAUGAGUGAAGGAAUUUAAUUAACAUUUUAAAAAAUUUAAAUUGAAAAAGCUCAUACAGCCAACUCCUCCCUUUAAAAGGAAAAAGAUCCUAAAGAUGAAAGGAGUCAACUGGAUGAAAGAAAACAAGAAGUGACCACAGCCCAACACACUUCUCCUUUGGAAUGCUAAUUUUAAUGCCUCUAAUAGCUGUGUAUUGAUUCAGGUGAAAACAUAAAUUUUUGUAUUUAAUGAUAUAUUAAUAAUAUCUAAAAGAAGAAAAACAGGCUUUGAAAGGACACACAAAAUAACUCCUCAAGUUUUGACUCUCGUGGAAGGACUGAAUAUUCUGUGCAAAAACUGUAGUAUUUUCUUUUCUGGACAAAAGUGAAACCCUCCUGUGUGUUCCCUUAACAUGGAAGAAUGACCUCUCAUGUUCUCUAGCCAUAUGGGGAUUGGCCCUUGCCCAAUUGUUUAUCCCCACUGGUGCCAGGUGUGACUGAGACUUCAUUCCUAGUGUAACUCACCUUUUUGUUUGUUUUGUAAUUAAAGCACGAAUUUCACUUUUGCCUUA